AUACCAGUCCUUAAGGAGACAACUUCCCGAAACAUUAUUUCAAAUAUUUGUGCAAAAAGUAUUCGCGAACAAAAAGACCAACACGAGUAGAGUCUAUCGCGCGGUAAGAUUUUUGCAUAUCUUGGUUUUUCUUUUUUUCUGAAUAAUUCUCAAUGGGUUUUAAUGAAAGGAAAAGGCUACUACGAUAGUAAGGCUCGCUUGUAUUGUUGAUUAAUCGGUUAUAUUGUCAGUUGUUUCCUAGUUUAUUUACAGACCCAUUUCGAUUUUGCGUUUGGACAGUGAUCAGGCGCUCUGAAUAGCACAGCACUUUGAAAAGGUAAUCAUCGCUGAGAAAAAUUUCAGAAAUCCCUUCAGCUAAGCUUCGUAAUGUUCAUAUCCGAUAAAAUACUCACGUUAUAUGUCAAUAAGAUGCUUAAAAAAACAGACAUGAAUUUUACCUUAUCUACAAUCCUUAAUAUCAUCAAACAAUUGUGUGUUUAUCUGAACAUUAUCCAUAGCCAAAUUUAAAAAUAACUGAGUCUAUGUCACUUUUUUAUAUUUAAGUAUUUCUACAACGUGCGGUUUGUAAACAGAAACAAUACUUUCACGCCAUUAAGAGACUUCUACACAUUCGAUUCGUCCAUUGAAUGAUACAAAGUUGUUGAUUGAAUUGGUGGUGAACCUGGCCUUGUCCGAUCCAAACCAAACCAGAAGGCGGAAUAAUUAGAACUGCGUACAGACAGGAUACUCGUAUUUUGUUUUAUUGAAAUUUAUUCAUAAACUACAGGACACCCGCGGUGAUUUGUUUUAGGAAGACAUGCGGUUUUCGUCAUCUGCACGAACUUCCCUUUCUUGAGAUUCCAGCUUAAAUCAGAAUUCAACGAUGGGGGUGUAGCAUCUAACUUAUGAAACAACUGUCUCACACCACAGGAAAUGGCGUCUAACAAUUCAAACAGCACCAACUCAAGUGGUCCCACAGCUGUCUAUUCGGGUUCCCCGCCUCCUUUCAUCGAAUUACAAUACCUGAUAUUAUGGUGUGUGGUGUACUUGAUUCUCGCCACUUUCGCCAUAUGUGGGAACGUCCUCAUUAUAUUGGUGUUUUCAAAGAAGCGAAACUUAAGGACAAGGACCAAUUAUUUUGUGAUUGGCCUGGCACUCGGUGAUAUUUUGGUGGGCACCGUAACGAUUCCAUUGUAUGUGACUUUGCUUAUUCUACUGUUCAAUCAGAACUUCAAGCCAGCAAGCUUUGUGCGAAAAAUAUUCAGCCCGAUGGAUAUUCUCUCUGGAAUGCUCUCUAUUCUCCAGUUGAUGACAAUCAGCGUUGAGCGAGUGUACGCCAUUGCCUUCCCAUUGCGUCAUCGCACUACAUCCGCCCGCAUCAACUUCGUAAUCUUGGCAACAGUGUGGUUAAUGGCCGCUGGUAUUGCCUCUCUUAACUUCUUCAUACCGAAAGGCCCCGAAUGGAAAGGCACGUUCCUCAUUUAUUCCACGCUUGGCUUCUUUAUACCUUUCUCUGUGAUUUUCUUCGCUUACACGUCGAUUUGUAUCAUCAUAAAACAUAAGACAAAGAUACCGCGCAACAGAGCUCGAGUUGUCAAAAGAGAGAGCCGUACAGCGCUCACAGUCUUUGCUCUUAUCCUUCUUUUCCUCGUCACAUGGUUGCCAUUUUUCAGUCUUAAUUUAGUGCUCUUCUCCUGCACAAGUUGCGCAGCAGCAGUGCCGUUGCAAGUUGUUUUAUUAUUCAAAGCGCUGCAUUACAGUGGAUCCGCAUUAAAUCCUGCUGUGUACUCUGCACGCAUGCCUGAAUUUCGACGACCAAUCACCAUUCUUCUCAAGGAAAGAAGAUUUACAACAUCUUUCUAUCGGCAUUCGAUAGAGCGACAAACACUUAGGAGAACAAGUUCUCGACGCCGAGAUGUUGAACUGUCAGACAUUAAUGAUCAGCGGACGAGCAGUUAUAGUGGAAAUGAACCACGUGCUGUUACUACAAAUGGAAAUGAUUCGGAAAAGACUGCGAUUGUGGGAGGGAUUUGAUAGCAGCUGAACGGAAAAUGCACUCAUUACACGAAAGGGUCAAAAAAGAUAAAAAUACAGUUUUCCAUUGUACGCGAAAAUAUGCGUGGAUUAUUAUAUUAUCGCGGGGAUUAGCUUUCCGAUUGCGAACGUCGCGGAAAACCUCAUUGGUACUUCGAGAAACACACGCUGUCCACUGAAUCUAUGCACAUCUUUCUAACCUAAUGGAAGGUCUAGUAUCGCCGCCCCACCCUGUUUUGAGAAAUCCCUAUUAAUAGGCCAAAGUAAUUUUGUCGUGGUUCAACUAAACCCAAUAGCCUUGUUUAAAACAUUCAGUUCUAUUCUUAACAAUAAUCGGUUGACGAACACUGAAAAAAAAACACGUGAAAAGUAGAGGAUAUUCUCAGAUAUCCCUUGUGCCAUAAACAUAAUAUAACAAUAAAUCUACCAACAAUAAAACGUUAUAACAAUAAAUCGAUUAGCGAAAGAACUAUGCAGUGUUUUUUGCUCUGCACACCACCCUGUGAUCAUGGAGUGGCUUAUCAUAGACUGGCUGUUAUUUAGGCUGUCGCGUCAUUUGGAUUAACAUGACGGACUUGCUAUCAAUACAAAUAAUAAAGCGUAUAGGCGUAAAAAACUGAAAAUUUUUUUUUAUGUUUUAUGCUGUUAGUUAAGUUUAAUCGAAGGUUGGGUAGUCUAACAGCUCUGAUGCGUCUUUCAAUAUUAAUCAUACAUAAGCAACCUCGAGUUAGAUUUCUCCCCUGAACGUCAAGAAGCCUUUAAUAGGACUUGCAUAAUAAGGAGGAAACAGCUCUCCUUUGCUAGGAUAGAGGAGUUCAACGGUGAUCAAUUCUACACCUGAGACUAUGUCAUUAUUAUUACAAAGUAAGACAAAUUUUGCCAACUCUUUAAAACCUAUCAUUUCAAUCAUAUCAUAUAAUGGAUGAAGGGCAGGUUUGAAAAUCUGCUUAAGAUGUUUCUUAAGGACGUUCCCGCGAAAAUUCCCAGUCAAUAGAAAUUUUUCAGAUUUUUACUGCCGUCAGAUAAUGAGUUACUUAUGUCAGAAAUGCAAAAAAAUUGGGGUCACCGAUUUCGUUGCAGAGAUAAAGCGUUUGUAAAACUACCCUGAUUUUGAAAAAUUGGCGCUCGUAAUUUACCAUGGUCUACAGGGGUUUAUAGUUAAAAAUAUCGAAGGUGAGUCGACGGAGGUAAACGAUCUUUGUCACAUUUUGUAGAAGUGGGUCUGUUGCGUAAAUAAUUCUAAAUGUUGCCAACGUUUUCACAAAACUUAACCCCUCGAGAGGCAUUUGUAACCGCCGCACAGAUGAACGAGGAGCUAAAAAUAACGGAAUUUGAUGGUGCAUUUUGCAAAAAAUUCAAACCUCUAAUCGAUAGAGUUUGUUCAUAUUUUCGCUAAACGUAGAAAAUCGGUAAAGAAAAUGAUCCAUCAAAAGAAAAAUAGGGGUC
Molecule: messenger RNA, 3459 nt
Organism: Orbicella faveolata
Lineage: Eukaryota; Metazoa; Cnidaria; Anthozoa; Scleractinia; Merulinidae
Product: octopamine receptor beta-2R-like
Biological process (GO): G protein-coupled receptor signaling pathway
Cellular component (GO): plasma membrane
Molecular function (GO): G protein-coupled receptor activity
Source: RefSeq, a predicted model, not a curated record